Setaria italica (foxtail millet) is the source of this 1534-nucleotide messenger RNA. RefSeq names its product transcription repressor OFP1. The transcript has a single exon. NCBI's taxonomy places the organism in Eukaryota, Viridiplantae, Streptophyta, Magnoliopsida, Poales, Poaceae. The record is from RefSeq and is a predicted model, not a curated record. Gene Ontology annotation, biological process: negative regulation of DNA-templated transcription. The coding region runs from base 61 to 1068 and encodes 335 amino acids.
UUCCAUCUCCAACCUCCAAGCUCACGAACACCAGCUCGACAAGAAACCAGUGGCUCAGCCAUGAGGUGGGGGCUUAGAAGCAGUAAGCAACAGCAGAGGGAGGCCCUGCAACCAGUAGAGCAAGAGCGACAGCAAGAGAGCAAGGCGAAGAACAAGGCGAUCUUCUCGUCCUUCUGGCCGUUGGCGUGGCUCUCGAAGCUCACGGCCAAGAACGGCGCGGGCGCUGCUAGUGCUAGGCCCGGGCACGCCACGUCCGCGGCAAAGAGCACUGCCCAGGGCGCCGCCACGUUUCCGUCGUGCUUCCACAAGCCCGCGAGCCCUAGCCCAGCGUCGGCGUCGCGGAGCAGCCUGGCUGAUUCGUCAUCAUCCGCUGCCGAGACAGCUGACGACAUUGCCAACCGUCGCGACGACACCGGGGCCAAGACGGCGGAGAUCGCACCGCGUCGCCGCUCGGUGGGCAACGACGAGACCGGGUCCGAGGCCGCGGCCGCGCGGCAGCUGUGCCGCCGUCGCCACUACUCAGUCGGCGGCGACCGCGACCUCCCGCCGAUCGGCCACCACGUCUCCCUCUCCCGCUCCGCCUCCCCGAAGGCGCUGCCCACACCGGCGCCGGUGCGGACGCUGGCGCCGACGCUGCCUCCGCUGCCGUCCGACACGGACGAGGAGAAGCGGCCGCGGAGCCGCCGCCGCCGGCACCGCCGCGUCGUCAGCGGGCGGAGGUCGUUCUCCUCCUCGAAGGCUCCCGGCGCGCGGCUGGCGUCGGGGGUGCGCGUGCGGUCGCCUCGGCCGAGCAGCGCCGCGGCGGCGGUGUCGGAGCUGGAGCGGUUCGCGGUGGUGCGGCGGACGCGGGACCCGCAGCGCGAGUUCCGGGCGUCGAUGGUGGAGAUGAUCGCGAGCAAGCGCAUGGUGGGGCGGCCUGAGGAGCUGGAGACGCUGCUGGCGUGCUACCUCUCGCUCAACGCCGACGAGCACCACGACUGCAUCGUCAAGGUCUUCCGCCAGGUCUGGUUCGAGCUCAACAACAACAGCACUACCUCCCGUGCCGCCGCCCCGCUGCAGCGCACCUGAUGAGCCUGCACACCUACCUACCACGCGCGCGCCCAUGCAGCAGGAUCAGGAAGCAGCUCGAGAUCGGCAGGCAUCCUCGCGCGCGUCGGCAUCCAUCAUGGCGUGUCCGGAGCCGACGUGGACGCUGAUUUCCACGCGUUUUUUUAGGCGUACGUGCCGACGUGGCCUUUCCACGCGUGGCUGCGGAAAGCUGAGGGGGCGUGGUACCCCGCGCUCGCUUUUGAGACGCCUUGUUGUUUGCGAGUUUGCGCGCGCUGGACGACGGAAAUUGUUGCCACUAUGCAGUAGUUGUACUGUGUUACUGUAAAACUACUGCUCGAGAGCAACUGUUUCUCGAGUGCUGUGUGUUUGCCUAGCCCAGCUUCAGGGUCAGUGAAACGCACGGGGAAGGAAAAAAAUAGAGGGUGUUCGGAUCCUGGACUAAUUUUAUUUUUAGUUCGGGUGAUAUGGGAUGUUUUGAUACCAA